AUGACGACGUUAUAUUAUAGCCUUUGUAGGGCUCUUCUGCGACACAAAUUUUUAUACAACGAUGUUCUAAUACCUAUAUUCGGAACAUUGCAUCCUUAUGGAUUGAAGCAAAUUCUUUUGAAGUAUCAGUGCCUUUUCCCGUACGUUGUGGAUCCUUCUGACGGAAAUCUUCUUCGAUUAGAGCAAAGUAUUCAGAAGGCUGUUUCCAGCGGCGAACAUCCAUCUCUUGCCUUUACUGCUUUGGAGUGGCUUUCCUUCCUAGAUAGACGUCUUUCAUACCUUACAACGGAUGCACUUCACAACGCAAAUUACCGAUUUUCGCUCGGUGAAAUAGCUCAAGUGAAUGGAAGCCAUGACCGAGUGGUGAUUGCGAUUCGUUUUCCUGUUUUGAUGACCGAAAUGUCUGCGGAUGAAACGGAUAUGUUGGGCGCAAUUGAUAAACCGUGGUAUCUGGUUCUUACUCCAUACCCCGAAUCUCGUCAAAGGACGUGUGAAUUAAUAGUGCCCGAGUCAGUUCUGCGUAGUGUGCGCAACCCUUUUGCAGUGGGCUAUCAUCCGCGAUUGCCAGUGUUUUUUGAAGGAUAUGAUAUGAAGAGGGGCAUUUAUCUGCCCCGGAAACCGCUUGGCGAAGACACUAAUAAUCUAAAGCGUCUUUAUGUUUAA
Trypanosoma conorhini is the source of this 663-nucleotide messenger RNA. RefSeq lists its product as uncharacterized. The transcript has a single exon. The record is from RefSeq and is a predicted model, not a curated record. NCBI's taxonomy places the organism in Eukaryota, Euglenozoa, Kinetoplastea, Trypanosomatida, Trypanosomatidae. The coding region runs from base 1 to 663 and encodes 220 amino acids.